Molecule: messenger RNA, 1565 nt
Organism: Vitis vinifera (wine grape)
Lineage: Eukaryota; Viridiplantae; Streptophyta; Magnoliopsida; Vitales; Vitaceae
Product: shikimate kinase
Exons: 10
Coding region: 295-1209 (304 amino acids)
Cellular component (GO): chloroplast
Molecular function (GO): shikimate kinase activity
Source: RefSeq, a predicted model, not a curated record
GAGUCGAGGGCCGGAGGCAACGAUUGUCCGUACAUCAGUGGUAGGUGGCCUCGUAAAUUUAAAGGAGGGCCGGAGGCAACGAAUACCCGUACAUCAGUGGUAGGUGGCCUCGCGCCGCCUACCAUAUAUCUAUAGGAACUUAGAAAGCGAACGACAUAGAAACAUUGAAACAGCUGAAAUAAGAGAGGCGUCUGCUUCAGUUUUUUGCAAUCUUUCUUUUAUUCUCUUCAAUCUGAGUGAUUCAUUUUUCUGUGAAAUCGAGUUGUUUGAGGAUUUAGGAGUUGUAAAAGAAGAAUGGAGGCCAAAAUUGCGCUAAAGAUGCAAUUUUCUGCAUGUAUUGACACGGAUAAAUUCGCGAGGAGACCGAGUGUUUCUUUGCCGUUCUCUCAGAAAUUAAGAGAGCAGCACGGGCAUCCUAUUUCUUGUCAUUUUCAACCUAGAAGAACUUCGAAUUGGCAAAAACAUGUUGCGUUGGAGGCUUCUGGUUCUUACAGAAAUUUUCCAGCUCCAAUAUUGGAAUCUGGAAGUUUUCCUCCUUCUUUAGACGAGGCUUUGAUUUUGAAGAAUAAGUCACAAGAGAUUCUGCCGUAUAUAGAUGGACGCUGUGUAUAUCUUGUUGGGAUGAUGGGUUCUGGAAAAACAACUAUUGGCAAGAUUUUGUCAGAAGUGCUUGGUUAUUCAUUUUGCGACAGUGACACAUUGGUGGAGCUGGCUGUCAAGGGAACUUCUGUAGCUGAAAUAUUUAACCUCUAUGGCGAGGGCUUCUUCAGAAAUAAAGAGAGUGAGACAUUGCAGAAACUGUCUUUAACGCACCAUAUGGUUGUUUCCACUGGUGGAGGUGCUGUUAUUCGGCCUAUCAACUGGAAAUACAUGGCAAAAGGAAUUAGUGUCUGGUUAGAUGUACCUUUGGAAGCCCUGGCGCGGAGAAUCUCAGCUGUAGGAACUAAUUCUCGACCCCUUUUGCAUCAUGAUUCUGGUGAUGCUUACAAUAGGACUCUCACGCGUCUAUCCAACCUUUGGAAGGAAAGGGGUGAUGCAUAUGCCAACGCCAAUGCUAGGGUUUCCCUGGAAGAGAUCGCAGCCAAAUUGGGUCACAGAGACGUAACCAAUCUCACACCAACUGUUAUUGCCAUCGAGGUUUCUCUCUCUCUCUCUUUCCACUCUAUCCACACGCACACACAUAAUACAAGCUCUUGGAAGCAUUUCUAAAAGUCGAGUUUUACAAUCCAUUUCAGGCACUUCUACAAAUUGAGGCCUUUCUAAAGGGGGAAAAUGGCAUGGACAUUGCAACAUUGUAACCUACCUCUCCUUGUUCUCUUUUACAGACACAUUUUAGUGCUUUAUGAUGUAUUUAAUCUGGGGGCCAAAGAUCCUCCCUUGGUGUUUUUAGUUUUGGUGGAAGAGAAGGGCGCAUGUGGUGUUUCUAUUUUUUAAAAGGGAUAUUGCACGUGUUGCUUUCUUUGCUCAUCUCUUUAUUCAUCCUGUCAAAUAGAGUGCAGUAACUACUCAAAAGUGCAUGUAAUAAACGUGAAAUGUGAUAAUGUCAUGGGUAUGAUGUUAAAAGA